GCCUGCUUUUGCAUUGACACACAUUGCUUCCUGCUCACGCGAAGGAAAUCAAUAGUAGAAAAGUUGAAAUUUUAACUCUACAUCUGCAGCACAGAUGCCGCUGACGUCACAGAAGUCAAAAUGAUACACUGUAUCCGCAGCGCGCUGCUCGCGCUUUUAUUUGUUACAUUGUUGCGGUCGGUCUGCAGCGACUUUCAGACUCUCGCGCAUCUGAGAGCGAAAGCCAGCGAUAAAACCCAGUCCAGAGCUGUGGUGGAUCUGCUCCGGAGACUGCUGGGAAACAGAUCUCGGGAUUUUAUCGUGUCAGUGAACAGGACUCUGUCUAAUGACACUUUAGACGUGUGUGAACUGCGAUCCGCGAAGAACAACAAGAUCCUAGCGGUGGGCAGCACGGGGGUCGCGGUGGCCACCGGUAUAUACAACUAUCUCAAAUACUUCUGCAACUGUCAUGUGUCCUGGUCUGGAGAUCAGUUAAAUAUCCCCCGACCCCUGCCUCCUCUCACCGGCGUCCUGCGCAUCAACACCCCGCACAGGUUCAGGUACUAUCAGAACGUGUGUACCCAGAGUUACUCCUCCGUGUGGUGGGAUUGGCCCAGAUGGCAAAGGGAGAUUGAUUGGAUGGCACUGAAUGGCAUAAAUCUUCCUCUGGCGUUCACUGGACAGGAGGUGCUAUGGCAGGAGGUUUAUCUGUCUCUCGGUCUGAAUCAGACCGAGCUGGAUUACUUCUUCACAGGUCCAGCUUUCUUAGCGUGGAAUCGCAUGGGAAACCUGUUUCAGUGGGGAGGACCUCUUCCUCAGUCUUGGCAUGUCAAACAGCUCUACUUGCAGUUUAAAAUCCUGGACCGCAUGAGAUCUUUUGGGAUGAUACCUGUAUUGCCUGCUUUUUCAGGAAUUGUACCUGAAGGUAUUACCAGGUUGUUUCCCCAAGCAAAUGUGACCAAGCUGAACCCCUGGAGCCAUUUUAACUGCACCUACUCCUGCGCCUAUGUGCUUGACCCACGUGACCCGCUCUUCCAGCGAAUAGGAGCGCUCUUUUUGACCCAGGUCAUUAAGGAGUUUGGAACAGACCACAUUUACAACACAGACACCUUUAAUGAAAUGGCCCCAGCCUCUUCGGACCCCACUUACCUGGCGUCUAUCAGCCGUGCCAUUUUCAAUACUAUGACUUCAGUGGACCCUCAAGCAAUUUGGCUGAUGCAAGGCUGGUUAUUUAUUAGUGACCCUUCGUUCUGGAAACCAGACCAGGUCAAGGCCCUGUUACACGGAGUCCCCCUGGGGCGCAUGAUUGUCCUGGAUCUCUUUGCUGAAUCCAUGCCUGUCUACUCUUCCACAAACUCCUUCUACGGACAGCCAUUUAUCUGGUGCAUGCUGCACAACUUUGGAGGGAACAGUGGUCUGUUUGGAACGGUGGAGAGCAUAAAUUCCGGCCCCUUCGAUGCCAUCCGCUUUCCGAAUUCAACUCUAGUGGGAUUGGGUUUGACCCCUGAAGGCAUCGAACAGAAUCCAGUCAUUUAUGAACUUAUGAGCGAACUGGCCUGGCGCAAAGAACCCGUCAACCUUUCCAAGUGGGUGUCGCUGUACGCCUUGCGGCGCUAUGGUAGUAUGGAUGAGAAUCUGACGGCGGCCUGGCAGCUCUUGUUUCAUAGUGUGUACAACUGCACUCUUCCUCAAUACAAGAACCACAACCGGAGUCCGUUGGUACAUCGGCCGUCCCUGCAUAUGCAAACGGACAUUUGGUAUGAACCGGCUGACUUCUACAAGGCGUGGAAGCUUCUGUUCGAAGCCGCGCCAGGGUUAGCGACUCUGGAAACCUUCCGGUAUGAUCUUGUGGAUGUGACGCGUCAAGCACUUCAGCUUCUUACAACUGAGUUCUACAAGGAAAUACGGAAUGCUUUCCAGGCUCAAAAGCUUCCCGACCUUCUAACUGCUGGUGGCGUGCUUGUCUACGAUGUCUUACCUGAACUGGACCGCCUCCUUUCCAGCAACGAACACUUCCUUUUGGGAGUCUGGCUUGAGCAGGCUCAGUCUCAGGGUGUGGAUGAGCACGAGGCACAGCUGUAUGAUAUCAACGCACGAAAUCAGAUCACCCUUUGGGGACCCGAUGGGGAAAUCUUGGACUACGCCAGCAAGGAGUGGGGUGGUCUAGUGGAAGACUAUUAUUUACAGCGCUGGGGCUUGUUUGUUAAUACACUAGUGGAGUGUCUGGACAGAGGAAGACCCUUCAAACAAGACGUCUUCAACCAGGCCGUGUUCCAGGUUGAGAAAGGGUUUGUCUACAACCAGAGGAAAUAUCCCUCCAAGCCACUAGGGGACACAUAUGAGAUUGCACGACGGAUCUUCCUCAAAUACUACCCAUAUGCCCUGAAAAGGCUAAAAUGAAGGGAACCAUAAAUUGUUUAAUACGGUGGCCGACAAUGGUCAAAAAAACAGCUUGCGUUUUAUUUAUCUCCUCACUUUUCUUUUAAAAUAAUGGCCAAACUAUCACGGGAGACUACUUGUAGAAACUUCUAAAUGGUUUAUAUAUCAGAUACUGAGGUUUACUGCAUUACGAAUGUGUUUUUGCGAAAAGCAAAGUGUUUUAAGUAUUGAAGCCUUCAACAAGUAAAUAAAUGCAAGUAUGCAAUCUAGCAAGCUCAAUAAAUGUAAGGACACUUUACAUUGUCAGUAAGGGGUGCGAUAGCAGGCAUUAGCAAUUUCAGGAAAACACUUGUGGAAAAUCUUGCUGAGAAAAUUUGUUAAUUUUAUCGCCCCCUUGAGUAUUGUUAUUAUUAAUGGUCUUGCAAUGAGUUUGCCAAGUUCUAUCUGCAUUUUUUUUUUUUUCAGGUUUCUGCUGAUGUUCCAGGUUUUUAUGUAUGUCAGUUAUACUGUAUAUACUUAAUCUAUUUUUUCCACACCUAAAUUGUGUGAAAUGGGGUAAAAAUGUCUUAUAGAUGCAGCACGAAGACAUUGUUGUAACUUUUCUGUUUUGUAAUAUUACAAGAAACUGGGUCAUUGCCCCAGUCUAGACCUGCCAGACAAAACACUGCUGCAAAAGUUGCAGAACAUUGUUUUUUGUGUUUUUGUAUUCACAAACUGAAUGCAAAAAUAUCUUUGAAAUGAUCCUGUGAAUCAUUGAAAGUUUAUUAUGGUACUAAGAUUGAGUAGUUUAAAUGUUUUUAGAGCUUAUGGACUUUUAGUCAGAUUUUCAGUCUACAGUUUCUUGUUAGUUAUUUUAGUUAACCAGCACAGACAAGAUGAGAGUCAUUAAGACCUUGUAAAACAGAAGUUGCUGAAAUUGAAAGUUAUUUUUGUAUUUUUGUCAAAUAAAAGCUGUACUUUUCA
Molecule: messenger RNA, 3321 nt
Organism: Onychostoma macrolepis
Lineage: Eukaryota; Metazoa; Chordata; Actinopteri; Cypriniformes; Cyprinidae
Gene: naglu
Product: N-acetylglucosaminidase, alpha
Exons: 7
Coding region: 121-2379 (752 amino acids)
Source: RefSeq, a predicted model, not a curated record